Molecule: messenger RNA, 643 nt
Organism: Manis pentadactyla (Chinese pangolin)
Lineage: Eukaryota; Metazoa; Chordata; Mammalia; Pholidota; Manidae
Gene: RPLP2
Product: ribosomal protein lateral stalk subunit P2
Exons: 5
Coding region: 259-606 (115 amino acids)
Biological process (GO): cytoplasmic translational elongation
Cellular component (GO): ribosome; cytosolic large ribosomal subunit
Molecular function (GO): structural constituent of ribosome
Source: RefSeq, a predicted model, not a curated record
CUGUAGCCGCGCCAGGAGUUUCGGGGUACGCUCGAGCUGGUUACAAGAAGGCGGCCCCAGCACUGCCCUUCUCCUUUGCUGCGGCAAAGGAGUGGCUUGGUUGAGUGACGCCACUCGAAGGCGCCCGCACGCUGAACUGCGCACGGGUCCCGGAGGCUUCUGGGUAGCGGAUUACCUCCGCCCCCCGCGCCGGCGUCUUCCUUUCCGACCCUGCCGCCGCCGAGGUCGCACGCGGGAGGCCUGUUCGCCGCCACCGAGAUGCGUUACGUCGCCUCCUACCUGCUGGCCGCCCUCGGGGGCAAUGCCUCCCCCAGCGCUAAGGACAUCAAGAAGAUCCUGGACAGCGUGGGCAUCGAGGCGGACGACGACCGGCUCAACAAGGUCAUCAGUGAGCUGAACGGAAAAAACAUUGAAGACGUCAUUGCCCAGGGUAUUGGCAAACUUGCCAGUGUGCCUGCUGGCGGGGCUGUGGCUGUCUCUACUGCCCCAGGAUUUGCAGCCCCUGCUGCCGCUUCCACCCCAGCUGCAGCAGAGGAGAAGAAGGACGAGAAGAAGGAGGAGUCUGAGGAGUCAGAUGACGACAUGGGAUUUGGUUUAUUCGAUUAGAGCCCCUCUGCAAAUAAAACAGUUCUGUGUCUGUUGA